Molecule: messenger RNA, 2459 nt
Organism: Baudoinia panamericana UAMH 10762
Lineage: Eukaryota; Fungi; Ascomycota; Dothideomycetes; Mycosphaerellales; Teratosphaeriaceae
Exons: 3
Coding region: 348-2312 (654 amino acids)
Biological process (GO): protein phosphorylation
Molecular function (GO): ATP binding; protein serine/threonine kinase activity
Source: RefSeq, a predicted model, not a curated record
CGAGAGCAUUGUGGGGCAGGUUUGGGCGCAGCACAGCCUCUACUCAAAACAUUCCCGUGCAUACGUCUCUCACAAAGCGAGAAUCUGUUUGCGCAUCCAUUGGGACAAGUAGACCUUCACUGUAAACGACGACAUCCAAGACGCUGGACGUCGAGCGAGACUGACGAGCGAAAGACAUCGUGCAGCUUACCAAGCAGCCACAGAAGCACAACAUUGUUUCAGCGAGCAACAUCAAGGGCGCCGUCGAAAGUUUCACUGGGGACCUACUUCGGAACAGACCGCCCGGCGCCAUCGACACGCUGCUCGAUAAUUCAAGGCAUCUUGCACGUUGAGUCACAGCCGGCAACAUGUCGUGGAAGCUUACAAAGAAGCUGAAAGAGACCCAUCUCGCACCUCUUGCCAACACCUUCUCCCGAUCAUCCUCCCAAUCUACCAUCACAUCCGAUGCUGCCGCAAAGCCAUCGUCGGCCGGCUCGACACCCGGCACGCAGACACCCACCAGCCAGACAUCCACUGCACCGAGUAGCAAUGGCUCGGACGCACAGGGCAUUGCUGCUUCCGAACAGAUGAUCUCACCACCUGUAGCGCCAGCCAGACCUGGCAUUCUCAUCUUGACGCUUCACGAAGGACGAGGCUUCAGCCUUCCGCCUGGCGCGGAAGCAGCAUUUCAACGACCUGGGCACGGUGGCAGUAUGAGCACCGGCAGCUUUGGCGGAAGCUACAUGGGCAACAGCGCACGACCAGGCUCAGCACAGAUGCCGCAAGGCAGCUACAGGCCGGGAUCAGCGACGGGAGGCGGCAUCAACGCUGUCCCCUCAAGCCACGGAAGAUACAGCAGCAAAUAUCUGCCGUACGCGCUUGUCGACUUCGACAAGCAGCAAGUCUUCGUCAACGCCGUUUCUGGGUCACCUGAAAACCCAGUGUGGGCCGGCGAAAGCACACAGUACAAAUUCGACGUCAGUCGGUCAACUGAACUGAACGUUUCUCUAUACAUCCGCAACCCGAGCGCACCGCCCAACACCGGGCGACAGCACGACAUUUUCAUCGGCACUUGCAGGAUAACGCCGACCUUCAGCGAAGAUGCGCAAUCAGGCGCUGCACAAUCACAGCCGUCUGCGGACGGCAAAAGUGCUAAGAAGGACAAAACCAUGCCUCCUCCACCAGCGAACAACGGCGCCAGCUCCGGAGUACGAUGGCAAGAUAUACAGUACGGCACAGGUGCAGUACGAAUAGGCGUCAAGUUCGUGGAGAACCGACAACGUUCACUCAAAAUUGAGGACUUCGAGCUGCUGAAGGUGGUCGGUAAAGGCAGUUUCGGCAAGGUGAUGCAAGUAAAGAAGAAGGACACCCAGCGCAUCUACGCCCUGAAGACGCUCCGGAAACAGCACAUUAUCUCGAGAUCUGAAGUUGCACACACUCUGGCCGAGCGGUCCGUGUUGGCGCAGAUCAACAACCCUUUCAUCGUCCCGCUCAAGUUCUCCUUCCAGUCGCCGGAGAAGCUGUAUCUGGUCCUGGCAUUCGUGAAUGGCGGCGAGCUGUUCCACCACUUGCAGAAGGAGCAGCGCUUCGACAUUAACAGAUCGCGAUUCUACGCUGCGGAGCUCCUGUGCGCGCUAGAGUGUCUACAUGGCUUCGGCGUCAUUUAUCGCGAUCUCAAGCCCGAGAAUAUUUUGGUAGAUUACGUGGGCCAUAUUGCACUCUGCGACUUCGGUCUGUGCAAGCUAGACAUGAAGGAUGAAGAUAAGACCAACACGUUCUGUGGGACGCCGGAGUAUCUUGCGCCAGAGCUCCUGCACGGACAGGGAUAUACUAAGGCGGUGGAUUGGUGGACGCUGGGCGUGUUACUCUACGAGAUGUUGACAGGGUUGCCACCCUUCUACGAUGAGAACACGAACGAAAUGUACCGCAAGAUUCUCGCCGAGCCUUUACACUUCCCAGGACCCGAGAUCGUCCCACCAGCCGCGCGCGACCUUCUUACGCGCCUCCUAGACCGGGAUGCCAGCCGCCGUCUCGGCUCGAACGGCGCUGCGGAGAUCAAAGCGCAUCCAUUCUUCCAUAGCAUCGACUGGCGCAAGCUGCUAGACCGAAAGUACGAGCCUAGCUUCAAACCCAACGUGAUGGACGAGCUGGACACGGCGAACUUCGACAAAGAGUUCACGAGCGAGGCGCCGACGGAUAGUUAUGUGGAGGGACCGAUGUUGAGCCAAACGAUGCAGCAGCAGUUUGCUGGGUGGAGUUAUAACCGGCCCGUUGAGGGCUUGGGCGAUGCGGGUGGGAGUAUCGUGCAAGGGAAUGCUUUUGACCAGCGGUGAGAUGCGCCGCUCGGGACCGCGCGGGAGUGGAAGCAAGAGCUUUCCGCACAGUAGAUGAGCAGCAUUACGCCGUAGCCACAUUCGGUAUUGAUAAUGUUGUGAAGAGAGAAAUCAAGCCAGAGUAUCCUGGUGAUAUGACUAGCACAG